AGUACAGGGAGUGAGGUCAAAGUUGAGGAUUCACAAAAUGGCGGUUUUUGGAUUUGGUGAGAAACUUUCUUGCUCAAAAUCACGUUUUCUGUGAAAUACCAACGACAGGAGCCGAGAAAUAGGCUUGGUCAGACAAUAGCAGCAACACAUCAUGACCAAGACCAACUCCAAGAAGGACAAAGACAAGGGCCAGGACCCUCUGCUGGCUCGGCCGUACAAAGUCAGUCACCAGACGCUGUGUAUCACCGGGGUGAACUUCAAGCACAGGGCCAUCAUCGGAUAUGUGGAGCUCACUAUCAUUCCUCAGAAAUCGACUCUGUCGCGGGUAAAGCUGAACAGUAAGCAGUGCAGGAUCUACCGAGUUACUGUGAACGGGGCUGAGGCAGCCUUUGACUAUAGUGACCCAACUCUUGAGGUGUGCCAGGGAGACACACGGCAGCGGAAUCUGGACUACUUCUCGACGUGUCACGUCUCGGCGGUGGGUUCUGUGGACUCGGACAUGGGGAAUGGUGAACUCAACAUUCAUGUUCCACAUGAGGUGUACACCAACGUGUCUGAUGGUCGUCCUCUCCAGGUGAGUAUUGAGUUCAGCCUGGAGAAGCCAAAGGGCGGCCUGCAGUUCGUUGUCCCCGACAUGGAAGGAACAAUGGCGGAGCGCGGCGCUCACGUCUUCAGCUACGGCCUGGAGAACUCGUCGCGUCUCUGGUUCCCGUGUGUCGACUCCUACUCCGAACUCUGCACCUGGAAGCUGGAGUUCACCGUCGACGCUGCCAUGACAGCCGUGUCGUGCGGUGACCUUGUGGACACAGUUUUCACCGCCGACUCGAAGAAGAAGACUUUCCACUAUGUGCUGAGUAUCCCGACGUCCGCGCCGAACAUCGCCGUGGCGAUCGGCCCGUUUGAGAUCCUGGUGGAUCCCCACAUGCAUGAGGUGACGUAUUUCUGCCUGCCACACCUCAUGCCUCUCCUGAAGCACACAGCAGACAGCAUCCACCGCAUCCUGGAGUUCUACGAGGAGCUGCUGAGCUGGAGGUAUCCUUACACUUGCUACAAAGCCGUCUUCGUCGACCAGAGCUACGAAAACUCUGGCUCCUUCGCCUCCCUCACUAUCUUCAACACCAACCUUCUGCACACCCCACGGAUCAUCGACCAGACUCCGUACACUCGGCGAGUGAUCGCAUACGCUGUGGCUCAGCAGUUCUUUGGCUGUUAUGUUUGUAUGCACUCCUGGUCGGAUGUUUGGGUGGGGAAGGGCAUCGCUGGUUACCUGCUCGGACAGUACAUCAAGAAGUUCUUUGGGAAGAACGAGUACAGGUACUGGAUACACAGCGAGCAGCAGAAACUGGUUCACUACGAGACAGAGAAGGAGCUGGUAGUACUGCACAGUAAGGACACGAGCGCUAGAGGGCGCUAUUUCCACACACGCCAUCCCCACACCACGUCCUGGAUCCACAGCAAGAUGGCCGCCAAGAAGUCUCACCUGAUCACCCGACUGGUGGAACAGAAGAUCGGCUUUGAGUCGUUGUUACAGGUCUUCAACAAGCUAUUGUCCCUCGCUACAUCAGCAGCCAGUCAGAAGUACAGCCCAACCAACUGGUCCAAUAUGCUAUUGUCAUCUGCCAGCUUCGUCAAACUCAUAUCCACUGUCUCAGGUAAGGACAUCCACCUCCUGUUAGACCAGUGGGUAUAUCAGGGGGGAGUGGUGCAAUUCAGCGGCAGCUUCGUGUUUAACAGGAAACGGAACCUAGUGGAGCUGGAGCUGAACCAGAAAGUGGGAGAACACGGGAUCCAGAAAUAUGUGGGUCCGCUGACCGUCACCAUCCAAGAGCUGGACGGGUCCUUCAACCACUCUGUCCAGAUCGAGGACAACACCACUAGGCAUGAGCUGGUCUGUCAUUCCAAGAGUCGCAGGAACAAGAAGAAGAAGAUCCCCCUUGUGAACGGGGAGGAGGUAGACAUGGACCUGAGCGCCAUGGAUGCAGACUCGCCCGUCCUCUGGAUACGCGUCGACCCUCAGCUGACCCUUGUCAGAAAGGUUGAGUGGCAGCAGCCAGACUUCAUGUGGCAGUACCAGCUGCGUUACGAGCGUGACAUCAUCGCGCAGCACGACUCGAUCAUGGCGCUUGAGCAGUUUCCCACGCCGGCGUCUCGCCUGGCGCUCACCGACAUCCUGGAGAACGAGAGCUGCUUCUACCGCGUACGGAUGGAGGCCGCGUUCUGUCUCAGCAAGGUUGCCAAUGCCAUGGUGAGUUCGUGGAUGGGUCCCCCUGCCAUGAUGUCCAUGUUCAAGCGCAUGUUCUGUACCCAGAUGUACACCAACCUCAUCAAGUGCAACAACUUCUCCAACCUACAGGGUUAUUUCCUGCAGAAGACCAUGCCUGUUGCCAUGGGAGCGGUGCGUGACGCCCACGGUCGCUGCCCGAAGGACGUCCUCCAGUUCAUCCUGCAGCUGAUCAAGUACAACGACAACGGGAAGAACAAGUUCUCCGACAACUACUACCGCGCCUCGCUGAUCGACGCUCUGGCUGCCACGGUGACACCGUCGGUAACCAUGCUGGACACGUCCACGGACUCCAGGACAGAACAGGCUCUGUUACCGGAGACAAAGGCUGUGUUAGAAGACGUUGUGCGACUCCUGAACCUGGAGAAGUUGUUGCCAUGUUACCAGUUCACCAUCACCGUCAGCUGCCUGAAGGCCAUCCGAACCCUACAAAAGAACGGCCACCUGCCCAGCAACGCCGCUCUGUUCAAGAGCUAUGCCGACCCUGGACAGUAUGUCGACGUCCGUCUGGUCGCCAUGGAGAUCUUGACGGAUUUUGUGCAUGUGGACCAGGACGAGGAAGUGCUGGGCUGGCUGCUGGACUAUGUGGAAAUUGACCCCAUCCCGUAUGUUAGACACAAGCUCCUUCAGCUUCUCCUGAAGAAUCCUCCCUUCACCCCCAAGGAAGACUCAAAACUUAACAAGGAGUCGUUGGUGGAGCGUCUGUGGACAACACUGAACACGGGUCUGUCGUACGACGCGAGGCUGCGAUGUGACUUGGUGGACCUGUACUACACCAUGUUUGGUCGGUCGCGCCCGUCGUGUCUCCCCCCGCCAGAGUUCGGGCUACUCGUAAACCUGAAGGAGAAGAAGGCAGCGGCUGUUCUACAAGAGGAUGACAAAACCAGCAGCGGCACAGGGGAAACACAUGGGGUGAAGAGAAAAGCAGAGGCGGAUCCCGUUCCCCCAACAACGCCCCUCUUGACCCCAUCUGACCCCACCCUGGAGGUCCAGCCUCAGGAGGGCAGCAACAAGAUGAGGAUCAAGAUCAAGCUUGGAGGAGGAGGAGGGAAGCCACCAGAAGAGCAGGCAGCAGCCAGUCCUGAGGUGCAGAAACAGCAACAAGAGCAGCCAACGACACCCCAGGUCGGGCUGCCUCCAGAGAUAGCUGCCAACAAAGAUGUGUCAGCGUCCGCAUCCAAACCUAAGUGGGACCAUAAGAAGUCAUCUAACCAACCAUCCCCCCACCCGCACCAGUCCAGCUCCAAGCACCACCACGAACAGUCGUCCUCACACAGACAGAAGAAGAAGAAGAAACACAAGCACAAACACAAGCACAAAUCCAAACAUGGUUCCCAUGACGACAGGGGUCAUAGUAAACCCGUCAAGUCCCCCAGGCCGUGAUUGGUGUUCUCACGCUGGUGCAUGAUGGGAAAGGUGAGGCCUGGGCAGAUUGUACAGUAUUGACGUUGUGUUUGUAAAGUUGUCAGAGAAAUCAAGAACAACAGUUUAACACGGUAGUACUAAAAGAAUGUAGUUUUAAUGCUGUUCAUUCAUUUCCUUCAUCCAUCAUUGUCAUCAAUUUCUGUUAACCGUGUUCAUAAAUCAUUCAUAACUUACACAUACUACAUGACAUUGUACAUUGUUGACUUAUCGCCAAACAAAUCUACUGGCGGCAUGAGAGUAUCCAAAUGACCCAAACAGUAUUCAGUUGGCCAGAGGGUGGCCAGUUUUGGCCCUUUACAUUCACGCUGGCCAAUUGGAUACUUUUUUGGCCUUUUGGAUAACUGUUAAGCUAUUGGUAGACCUGCUUGGAGACAAGUUGUUGACCUGACUGUAAAACAGACCCACACGGUUGUCUGACCACUUGAAUGUGGAACUCUCUGCCAUCUCUGUCGUUUAUUGUAGUAACAAUCACUAUUUCACAAUUACAAACUUAAGAACAUGAUAGAAAAUAAAAAUUUUUAUACAAA
Messenger RNA from Branchiostoma floridae (Florida lancelet), 4233 nucleotides. Its product is annotated as transcription initiation factor TFIID subunit 2-like. Gene Ontology annotation, biological process: transcription initiation at RNA polymerase II promoter. Gene Ontology annotation, cellular component: transcription factor TFIID complex. The coding region runs from base 152 to 3664 and encodes 1170 amino acids. Gene Ontology annotation, molecular function: RNA polymerase II general transcription initiation factor activity; transcription cis-regulatory region binding; zinc ion binding. The transcript has 23 exons. NCBI's taxonomy places the organism in Eukaryota, Metazoa, Chordata, Leptocardii, Amphioxiformes, Branchiostomatidae. The record is from RefSeq and is a predicted model, not a curated record.